Messenger RNA from Penicillium daleae, 1572 nucleotides. RefSeq names its product Alpha/Beta hydrolase protein. The record is from RefSeq and is a predicted model, not a curated record. The transcript has a single exon. Bases 1 to 1572 code for a protein of 523 amino acids. NCBI's taxonomy places the organism in Eukaryota, Fungi, Ascomycota, Eurotiomycetes, Eurotiales, Aspergillaceae.
AUGACCUUCUCCCUCCGCCAAGCCGGUGUAGUAGCCGGUGCAGUCUUCGCCACUGUGGCCCAAGUAAGCGCAGGCUCGUCCCUAACAGUACACACUGAAACGGGAAUUUUCACUGGUCUUCAGAAUAAAGACUUCACUGGAGUACGCGAAUUCCGCAAUAUCCCUUUCGCUCAGCCUCCAGUAGGCUCGCUUCGCUUCCAACCUCCACAACGGCUACCCUCAUCGAAGCAGCACCACUACUCAACACGCUUCCCGCCCUCGUGCCCCCAGUUUGUAUCUAGCGGGGAGAGCUUCUGGAAUCUCUUCGUGCCUUAUCUGCAACCGGUGAAUGGCAACCAAAAUCACUCUACCGGCUUGAGUCUCCAGACUGCUUCUGAAGACUGCUUAAGCCUCGCUAUCUGGACCCCAUACGACGUUCCGGUAGAUGCUAAGCUCCCCGUCGCGUUUUUUAUGACUGGAGGUGGUCUUCAAACCAAUGGAGUGGAUGUUCCAGGUCAGAUCCCAGCGCCCUGGGUGAACCGCUCGCAGGAACAUAUCGUCGUGACUAUCAACUACCGGCUCAAUAUCUUUGGCUUUCCGAAUGCAAGGGCACUUGAUAGCCCUAACCCUGCUAUUCUAGACCAGCGUCUAGCUCUUGAAUGGGUUCAUGAAAAUAUCGCUGCCUUUGGUGGUGAUCCUGAGUCGAUUAUGAUGUGGGGCCAGUCUGCUGGUGCGAUGAGCACUGAUAUUCACAAUUACGCCUUCUGGGAGAACCCGAUUGUACACGGCAGCUUCUCGCAGUCAGGUACAGCUAUGUCCCUUCCGUCGGUUUUUUCAUCCGAUUACUCACACUCAAAUUUUACAACUGUGGCCAAGAAUCUGGGCUGCGACUUUCCGGACGACGCGACGGCAGAGCUCGAGUGUAUGCAGCAGGUUCCAGUGGACCUAAUUGAGAAUUUUAUAGGCCAGUACGACGGUCCUGCAAGCUUGAGUUUCGACCCAAUUCCCGACGAAAUUCUGAUUUUCUCCAACUACUCAGCUCGAGCCGCCGCUGGCAAGAUCUCGCAUCGCCCGGCUAUUUUCUCGACCACUGGGAACGAAUAUGGUUCUCUAUACACCUGGCCUUCUAGCAAUGUCACUGCAGGGCCGUACCAGCCUUUUGUCAAUGCAGGAACUCUCGCUGCAUUUAUUUGCCCUACUGCGAAGACCAGCAUUUUCCGCGAAAGGGCCAACUUGACGACAUAUCGCUAUCAGUACGCGGGAGUGUGGCCUAACCAGAACCCGUACUCCUGGCUAGGGGCGUAUCAUUCCUCGGAUCUGAUGAUGAACUUUGGGACCUAUUUCUAUAACCGGACAAACUCUACUGCGGGGCCAACUGCGAUGGAAAUCAGGACCAGUGAGGCCAUGCAAGAUCAUAUUCUGGCGUUCAUGAAGGAUCCUGAGAACGGUCCUCCCGCUAUUGGGUGGAAUCCGUAUACGUAUGGAGCCAACGUGGUUCGUUUUGGAGCCAAUGGGGUCCCCGUGCAGAAUGUCAGUGGGUAUGCCAUCGACGGGCCCUGCUAUGGUGACGGCAUUUAUAAUCCUUUUCCUUAG